This is a messenger RNA of Terrapene triunguis (Three-toed box turtle), 1678 nucleotides long. RefSeq names its product protein phosphatase 1 catalytic subunit gamma (gene PPP1CC). The transcript is spliced from 7 exons. Gene Ontology annotation, cellular component: cytoplasm; nucleus. NCBI's taxonomy places the organism in Eukaryota, Metazoa, Chordata, Testudines, Emydidae. Gene Ontology annotation, molecular function: protein serine/threonine phosphatase activity. The record is from RefSeq and is a predicted model, not a curated record. The coding region runs from base 105 to 1076 and encodes 323 amino acids.
GCUGGGUCGCUGCUGAGAGCGGCGGGCGGGAGGCAGGCAGGCAGGCGAGCGCCGGGCCGGCGGGCAGCAGGGAGAGGCGGGGUCCGCAUUGCCGCUGAGAGGCGAUGGCGGAUAUAGACAAGCUCAACAUCGACAGCAUCAUCCAACGGCUGCUGGAGGUGAGGGGUUCAAAACCAGGUAAAAACGUCCAACUUCAAGAGAAUGAAAUUAGAGGACUGUGCUUGAAAUCCAGAGAAAUAUUUCUCAGUCAGCCUAUUCUACUAGAACUUGAAGCCCCACUUAAAAUAUGUGGUGACAUCCAUGGACAAUACUAUGACUUACUUCGACUCUUUGAAUAUGGAGGUUUUCCACCAGAAAGCAACUAUCUAUUUCUUGGUGACUAUGUUGAUAGAGGAAAACAGUCUUUAGAAACAAUUUGUCUCUUAUUGGCCUACAAAAUCAAAUAUCCUGAGAAUUUUUUCCUUCUUAGAGGGAACCAUGAAUGUGCCAGCAUUAAUAGAAUUUAUGGAUUUUAUGAUGAAUGUAAAAGAAGAUAUAACAUUAAGCUGUGGAAAACUUUUACAGACUGUUUUAACUGUUUACCAAUUGCAGCCAUUGUGGAUGAAAAAAUAUUCUGCUGUCAUGGAGGCCUGUCGCCAGACCUUCAGUCAAUGGAACAGAUUCGGCGAAUUAUGCGCCCCACUGAUGUACCAGAUCAGGGUCUUCUUUGUGAUCUGUUAUGGUCUGAUCCUGACAAAGACGUCUUAGGAUGGGGUGAAAAUGACAGAGGAGUGUCCUUCACAUUUGGUGCUGAAGUGGUUGCAAAGUUUCUCCAUAAACAUGAUUUGGAUCUUAUAUGUAGAGCUCAUCAGGUGGUUGAAGAUGGGUAUGAAUUCUUUGCAAAAAGGCAAUUGGUAACUCUGUUUUCUGCCCCAAAUUACUGUGGAGAAUUUGACAAUGCUGGUGCCAUGAUGAGUGUGGAUGAAACUCUAAUGUGCUCUUUUCAGAUUUUGAAACCUGCAGAGAAAAAGAAGCCUAAUGCUAGCAGACCUGUAACGCCACCAAGGGGUAUGAUCACAAAACAAGCGAAGAAAUAGUAAAUUUGGUACUGCCUAGUUGGGACUUGUAUUAUAGUAUAUAACCUCCAUUUUUAAAACUGUAACGUGUACUGUUCAGCUUGCUCAAAAUAGAUAACGUGUUUGUGGUUUUUCAUUUUGAUUUAAUGAAUGGCAUUUGCUGGUUGUAACAGCAAAUGAAAGACUUUUCUCCCUUCCCAAGAAGAGUUUUUAAAACUUCCCUUAUGUCGGUGUUACAGCUGUACACUCCACAGCAUCUUAUCCUGUCAUUAUGGGUAAUUGUACAACUGACUUUUUUGAAUCUGUACAAUGAGUAGUGUAAAUGCUUGUUUUCUUCUUUAGGAACUAAAGAGGGCACUAGUGUGCUGUGAGAUUAGAAAUUUGUUACUGUCUGAAGUUACAUACUGUUUAUACAAACCACUGUGAACUUUUUUUACUUUAAAAAUUUGUUUUAAAGGGAUUGCUUUUCUUUUAAUGUCUUGUCAUGUACACAUUAGUUUUAUUGCUGUCAACAUAAGAAAUAAUCCUCAACCUGACCAGCAUCACUGGUAUGAUGUAUAUUUAAUUAAAGCACACUUCCCCUCCCAUAUGCUUUAAAUGAAAAUUAAAGCCAUUAUUUUAAA